Messenger RNA from Vicia villosa (hairy vetch), 405 nucleotides. RefSeq lists its product as uncharacterized. The transcript has a single exon. Bases 1 to 405 code for a protein of 134 amino acids. The record is from RefSeq and is a predicted model, not a curated record. Gene Ontology annotation, molecular function: RNA-DNA hybrid ribonuclease activity; nucleic acid binding. NCBI's taxonomy places the organism in Eukaryota, Viridiplantae, Streptophyta, Magnoliopsida, Fabales, Fabaceae.
AUGGGAUGCGUUAUUAAAGACCAUCAGCAUAAUAUAUCCCUAUCGGCCUGCAAACGAGAAGAUGUGUCGGUUGAGGUUGCAGUUGGGGAGGCAAUGGCUAUUAGGUGGGGUCUUGACGUGGCUUCGGAAUUGCAGCUGGAGAGAAUUGUGAUAAAGUCUGAUGCAAAGGUGGUGGUGGAUAGUGUUAAUCAUAUUCUUAAGUUGGCAGCUUUGGAACCUGUGGUUUUGGAUAUUAAAUCCUUGCUCUCUAGUUUUACUUUCUCAUCUCUUUUAUUUCAUAGCAGAAACUGUAAUGUUCAAGCUCAUAAUUUGGCUAAACUAGCUUAUGUAAUUGGUUCUAAGACUUGGAUUGGGGUCUAUCCAUCCUUGGAGAACCCUCUUGUUGUACCAGCUGUUGUUUCUUAA